Molecule: messenger RNA, 1920 nt
Organism: Erigeron canadensis
Lineage: Eukaryota; Viridiplantae; Streptophyta; Magnoliopsida; Asterales; Asteraceae
Exons: 5
Coding region: 1-1920 (639 amino acids)
Source: RefSeq, a predicted model, not a curated record
AUGGAAUCUACUAUUACCACCUUAAUAAGGAGGUAUGAAAGAUUCUUCUCUUUGAGGAAUGAGUCCUUAACAGACACUCAUACCCGUUUUAAUGCUUUGGUUAAUGAUCUAGCUGUUGUUGGUAUUACCAAGAAAAAUGAAGUUUUGAAAAGCAAGUUUUUAGAUUCAUUACCACCAAAGUGGAACAAUUAUAUUUCUUUUGUAAAACUAUGUUCUGUGUAUCAUGAUCUUGAUCUCCCUGGACUUUUUGGUUUACUCCAUAAUCAAGAAUGUUCAGAGGCUGAAAAGCUGAUUGCUAUGGGUGAUUCUUAUAGUCAGGCUCCUACUGCACUUGUUGCAUCCAUGACUGAACACCCUAGUUCAAUAUCCAAUGAGAUCAUUCCCUGUAUCAAUGAAUCGUGUUCUGUGAUUUCUAACAUUGAAUCCGUUUGUUUUGAAUAUGAAGUUGAAGAAUCCGAUGGUGAUAAGUUAGCCAAUGAAGUGGCUAUGUUGGCUGAUAGGAUAAGAAGGAGAUCCUUUGGAAAGUUUAAAGGAAAAGAUCUAAGGAGUCUGUGCAAGCUGGGUCAUCCAAAGGUGGAAGAAAUGAAAAAUACUCCAAGCUCAAGACAAACAAAAAAAGCUCUCAAAGCACAAGUUGCUGAGCUGAGUAAGAAUGCUGAGAAAGAUGAGACGAGUCUGAUAGCCAAAGAUUGGGCUGAAAGUGAUACUUCUUCAGAAGAUGAAGAGUACACAAAUGAGAAGUGCCUUAUGGCCAAAGAGAAGUUUGCUGAAGAUCUCACAAGAUUGCUUGGUGAUGAGGUACUUUUGCAAAAACAUUUUAAUCAAGAACAUAAGAAAGAAAUUUCUAUGUUUAAACAAGAACUACACUUAAAGAAUUUCACCAUUGAAAAGUUAGAAUCUGAAAUUAAAAAUAAAAAACAACUAAACUCAAUUGUGGUCACUGAAGCUAAAAUGUCAGAAGAGAAGUUUUUGAAAAUCAAACAGAUAACUGAGUCAUGGUGUAUUGGUUCUAAAAGAGAUGCAAAGUGUGUUAACAUUCAAGUUCCUCAUCAAGUACAAGUUGUUUUUGAUGGUGACUAUGAUAGAGCUAUUGCUAUCAGUGAAGUCUGUGCCAUGGAACCUUGUUAUCAGCCUCCUUCUCCUCCUAAGGUUCAAACUAAAGGAAAGAGUUCUCAACCAAUCAGAUUGGUUCAGAAGUCUGGUAUUGGUUUUAAAGAUCCUGAUGUUAUUGGUCAAACCAUUGUAGAAGCUGUGUCUGAAUCAGAUAAGAAAAAUAAAAGAAAAGUUAGAGAUCAUAGCAUUCCAAAAGGGAAGAACAAAGUUUUAAAAAAUGAGAAGUCUGAUUCAAAAGGAAAUGUCUUACCAACAAAAUCUGUGUCCAAUUCAAACCACCUCGAGUCUGACUCUGACAAAAUAAUUGUCAAGUAUGUUGAGUCCAGAAAAGGUGAGAUUUCAAAUGAUAAUAGCUUACUGGCUGAAGUGUCUGAUCCUAAAAUUGUUGAUCAAAGCAAAUUAAGGUCUGAAUCAAAGAAAUCUGGUAUUGGAAAAGGUUUUGUUAAAAGGGAAACUCUUAUUGUUGCUAAAAAGAAUUUCAAAUCUGGAAAGGGUCAGAUUAGGAAACAGUGGGUUUCAAAAUGUGAUAAGAAUGGCUAUCACGAUGCACAUACCUGGCACUUGGACAGUGGGUGUUCCAAGCAUUUGACCGGAUGUAAGUCCCUGCUAUGUAGCUUUAGGACAAGCGCUGGUCCUAGUGUUACAUUUAGAGAUGAUUCCCAAGGAAGAACUAAAGGAUUUGGCAAUUUUGUCAAAUGGCCCCUUACUUUUAGAAGAGUGUCUUAUGUGAAUGGCUUGAAGCACAAUCUGAUAAGUGUGAGUCAAUUGUGUGAUGCUGGCUAUGAAGUAAGAUUCCGAGCUGAUUAG